GUCAAAGUAGAAUGUUUUCCUCCCUAUCCAUGGACCAAACUCAGCGCAGCUAGCUCCUUAAAUGUAGCCAGGGGCUAAGGGAAACAGCACACUGCGACCUUUUGGAGUUUUAAAACAACAAAAAUGUCCACAGCGAGCUGUUUUCGGAGACUUGAAGACUGUGAGUACAAACUUGGAAUCUAUCGUCGCUACCAAACGCACUAACGAUAGCGUACUAACGGCUGCUGAAGUUGCGGACCUUUACGAGUUGGCAAAGACCUUCAACAAGAGUAUUAUAUUUAGGUUUUUUACAUUUCAGUAAUGAGAAUAGCAUAAUUAUAGGUAGCCAUUGACUAUGGUAGCUACUCUAUCAACUGGUGUAGCCUAGAAACGGAGUAAACCGGGAUUUAAAGGAACUGAGCAGGUAACUCGGCUGCCCCGUUGCGAUGGGCAACCGAGGGAUGGAGGAUCUGAUCCCGCUGGUCAACCGCCUCCAAGAUGCCCUGAGCAGCGUGGGACAGAGCUGCAGCCUCCAUCUGCCGCAGAUCGCUGUGGUGGGCGGCCAGAGCGCAGGAAAGAGCUCCGUCCUGGAAAACUUUGUGGGCAGAGACUUCCUUCCACGGGGCUCAGGAAUUGUCACUCGAAGACCUUUAAUUCUCCAGAUGCUUAGUGCUAACACGGAGUAUGGUGAAUUUCUCCAUUGUAAAGGAAGGAAGUUCACAGACUUUGAUGAAAUCCGUAAGGAGAUAGAGGCAGAAACGCGCAGACUCACAGGAUCUAAUAAGGGCAUUUCUCCUGUCCCCAUCAACCUACGGAUUCACUCACCACAUGUGCUAAACCUGACUCUUGUGGACCUGCCCGGCAUCACCAAGGUGCCUGUAGGAGACCAGCCAGUAGACAUAGAGUACCAGAUACGAGACAUGAUCAUGCAGUUCAUUUGUAAGGAAAACUGUCUCAUCCUAGCUGUCACACCAGCAAACACUGACCUGGCCAACUCUGAUGCACUCAAACUGGCCAAAGAUGUCGACCCAAAGGGCCAGCGAACAAUUGGUGUAAUUACUAAACUGGACCUGAUGGAUGAAGGAACAGACGCUCGGGAAAUACUAGAGAACAGGUUGCUUCCUCUACGCAGAGGUUACAUAGGGGUAGUGAACCGUAGUCAGAAGGACAUUGAUGGGAAAAAGGAUAUUAAGGCAGCUCUGCUUGCAGAGAAGAAGUUCUUCCUGUCCCAUCCGGCCUAUAAACACAUGGCUGAAAGCAUGGGCACCCCAUAUUUACAAAGAAUACUCAACCAGCAACUGACAAACCACAUCCGGGACACUUUGCCAGCCUUUCGUAGUCAUCUGCAGAGCCAGCUCCUGGCUUUGAGCAAAGAGGCUGAAGAGUACAUACAAUAUAGUCCUCAUGACCCUGCACGCAGGACCAAGACACUGCUACAGUCAGUCAGUCACUCAUUCUGUGUAUGUGUGUGUGUGCCCAUUUACUCUCUUUUAAUUAUUUAUAUGUCAGUGUUUCUCCUGGUCUGUCUGUCUCUGUCUUCCAGGUUAGUUCAGCGCUUGGGCGUAGACUUUGAAAAGCUAAUCGAGGGCUCAGGCGACAAAAUAGACACUGUUAAUCUGUCAGGGGGUGCGAGGAUCAACCGAAUCUUCCAUGAACACUUCCCCUAUGAACUGGUCAAGAUUGAAUCUGAUGAGAGGAAGAUGCGGCAGGAGAUAAACUAUGCCAUCAGAAACAUCCACGGCGUCAGGACAGGUCUCUUCACUCCUGACAUGGCCUUUGAAGCCAUAGUGAAGAAAGAAAUAUCAAGGCUAAAGGGGCCAUGUAUUAAAUUUAUUGACAUGGUCAGUCAAGAACUAAUCACUACUGUGUACCAGUGUAUCAACAAGCUUGGUUCCUUUCCCACAUUGCGAGAUGAGACAGAGAGAAUUGUAACCACUGAAAUCCGUGAACAAGAGAGUAAAUGCAGAGAUCAGGUCUUGUUGCUCAUUGACAUUCAGCUUGCCUACAUAAAUACCAAACACGAAGACUUCAUUGGCUUCACUAAUGCACAGCAGACAUAUAACCAAAACAAUAAGACGGUUGUUGCAGGGAUGGCAGGAAACCAGGGUGUGGCCCCUCUCUCAAGUCUAAUAGUCAUACGCAAGGGAUGGCUGACCAUCAGCAACAUCGGCAUAAUGAAAGGUGGAGCCAAGGAGUACUGGUUUAUUCUCACUGCAGAGAGCCUGUCAUGGUUCAAGGAUGAUGAGGAGAAAGAGAAGAAGUAUAUGCUUCCUCUGGACAACUUAAAGCUCAGAGAAGUGGAGAAGGGCUUCAUGUCCACGAAAUUUGUCUUUGCCGUCUUCAACACAGAGUUAAGGAACGUGUAUAAGGACUACAAAUGCCUGGAGUUGGCCUGUAACUCUCAGGAUGAGUUGGACAGCUGGAAGGCUUCUCUGCUACGGGCUGGAGUCUACCCUGAGAAUGUCACCGUGGAUGGAAAGGGAAAUGGAGCUCCUGAAAACGUCACAGACCCCCAACUGGAGCGUCAGGUGGAAACCAUUCGUAACCUGGUUGACUCCUACAUGAGCAUCAUCUAUAAGACCAUCAGGGACUUAAUGCCAAAGACCAUUAUGCACCUUAUGAUCAACAGUGUGAAGGAGUUCAUUAGCUCGGAGCUCCUGGCCCAGCUCUACGCUCUGGGAGAAUGCUCAGCGCUGAUGGAUGAGUCACCAGAGCAGCAGCAGCACCGGGAGGAAGUGCUUCGCAAACACGCUGCCCUGAAAGCGGCGCUCACUGUCAUUGGAGAAAUCUCCACCUCUACCUGCACCACCCCUCUGCCUCCACCUGUAGACUCCUCCUGGAUACAACCCUCUAGUUCAACACCCCCUAAAAACUCAUUGACUGGUGCCAAGCCAAUGAUUCGUGGCCAUGCCCCACCUGUUCCUCGGGUGCUCACUCCCACUGGACCCACUGCUUUCCCAAGCACUGAUGGCCUUCAGCAGCUCACUAGCCAACCAAACCGUGCUCCUAGUGUGCCAAGGAGGCAACCUCCAGCUAUCCCAAAUGUGAAAUAACAGUCCUCUCUGCUCAGAACUCCAUUACCCAUCUGCCCCAGUGAUUCUUCCAGCUGCAGCUGACUGCUAUCCAGAGACACCCAUGACUUGUGUGAAUUGUAAUCCAUCUGAAGCACUAUGGGCUUCUCGCUGUCUCCUCUGGGGAGAUGCUGUCUGCAAAAUUCACUCUGUCUUGAGCCUGUUUUGUACAUAAUAUCAUUGGCCAUAAAUGAUGGAAUGUGCUCCACUGUCUGCAGACUUUUCUCAAGCGCCUGAACUUAGUGUAAAUACAAAAAUAAAAAAAC
This is a messenger RNA of Xiphias gladius (swordfish), 3316 nucleotides long. It is a transcript of the gene dnm3a, whose product is annotated as dynamin 3a. Gene Ontology annotation, molecular function: GTP binding; GTPase activity; microtubule binding. The transcript is spliced from 20 exons. Gene Ontology annotation, cellular component: cytoplasm; membrane; microtubule. The record is from RefSeq and is a predicted model, not a curated record. Bases 426 to 3032 code for a protein of 868 amino acids. Lineage: Eukaryota; Metazoa; Chordata; Actinopteri; Istiophoriformes; Xiphiidae.